GUAGCUCUACGAGAUCUAUGUCAAUGCUCCAAAUGUGUCGACUCCUCAACAAGGCAGAAGCUGUUCUCCACUCCGGACAUUCCUAGCGACAUCAAAGCAAAGGAAAUAACCCAUGAUUCAGGCAACGUGAGCAUCAAAUGGCAGAACGAUGCGCCUGGUUACGCAGAAGAUCAUGUCACUACUCUACCAUUGGAGGGCCUCAGGCGAUUGUGCAGUCGAGGGAAGAUGACACCAGAGCCAGCACCUAUACCUCGGACUUACUGGAAUACCCAAGCCUACACGUCAGAAACUUCGGACUUUGACUAUGAAGAUUACAUGUCAUCCGAUAGCACACUCUAUUCUGCAGCCCGACAACUUCAUACUCAUGGUCUUCUCUUUAUGACGAAUGUGCCAGAAGACGAAGAAUCGGUGGUACGAGUCGCAGAACGGAUUGGACCUCUCAAGACUACCUUCUAUGGCAAGACCUGGGAUGUACGGUCUGUACCAGAGGCUAAGAAUGUCGCCUACACGGCCCAGAAUCUCGGUUUCCACAUGGAUCUCAUGUAUAUGAAGCAACCUCCUCACCUUCAGCUAUUGCACUGUAUACGUUCAUCAUCAGCGGGAGGCGCCUCGCUCUUCACAGACUCAUUCCUCGCGGCCAGAGAUCUCUCUGAAGCGGACUUCCAUGCAUAUGCCGGCUUGAGCUCUCAAACGGUAGAGUUCCACUACGACCAUCCAGACCACUACUAUCACCAAUCACGUCGAGUCAUUGAAGAAUAUCCAGCACUGGAAAAUCUCCAAACCCUCACUCCAAUGGAUUUCCUGGAAAGUGUUGCCUGGUCUCCUCCCUUCCAGGGCCCGUUCAAGCUCCAAUCCGAUCUUUCCCUUCACACUUUCAACCUACAAACUGGCCAACUCCCCGCGAAAAAAUUCAACGACCUCAUCCAUCGUCCCGAAGUCAUUUAUGAGAGAUUAAUGAAGCCUGGAGAAUGUGUGAUUUUCGAUAAUCGAAGGGUUUUGCAUGCGAGGAAGGCUUUUGAGGUUGGUGAUGCGGGGAAGGAGAGGUGGUUGAGGGGCGCGUAUGUUGAUAAGGAUCCUUUUGUGAGUAAGUUGAAGAUUUUAAGGGACAGGUUUGAG
Pseudocercospora fijiensis CIRAD86 is the source of this 1116-nucleotide messenger RNA. RefSeq lists its product as uncharacterized. Gene Ontology annotation, biological process: carnitine biosynthetic process. The annotation marks the transcript as partial. Lineage: Eukaryota; Fungi; Ascomycota; Dothideomycetes; Mycosphaerellales; Mycosphaerellaceae. Gene Ontology annotation, cellular component: mitochondrion. The record is from RefSeq and is a predicted model, not a curated record. The transcript has 3 exons. Gene Ontology annotation, molecular function: oxidoreductase activity.